UCAGGCGCUCUCUGUAGGUCCGAGUCUCCACACAGGGGGUCCCGAGUGCCGCCGCACACGUCGUGCCCGUCCCUUGUCGGGACUCCAGUCUUUGCAGGUUUUUAAGCAACAGGUCCUGAAGAGGACCAGAGAAUAAUCAAAGUGAUGUCUUCCCCCAGACUCAUUCCCCUGUGGAAGGAUUUUAACUACCUCGUAAAUGACAUCAUAAAUAAGAGCAAGUAUCCUUUAGAUGACUCAAAGAAUGAAGUAGUUGUGCUGAGUGACCGUUCCCAGAUAUUGUUCAAGGAGUCUCGUCAUCCUCAAAAUAUGCCACUUAUAUGCCAUUACUUCAGUGAUGCCAACUUCUUUGCCUCCCUCUCUUGGGUGUCAUCAAGCACGAAAGAAAUACAGGCUGUAGUAUGGAUGAAGAGCAAAGAUGAGGACAUGGUUGAGAAGAGAAUAUUCUCCAUGACUGAACGAUUACCACCCAUCCAGUCCAUGGUCCACACAGGUUCCUUUCACCUCCUCGUGGCCUACUGUGGUGACCUGUCACUGCGGCUCUUUGGGGACCAUUUUCGGGCAUUCAAACCCCUGGGGAUAGUGCCCUGCCGCUUCAACAUCAGCUGCCUCUGCUAUGACCCAGAAAUGAAGAUGCUGUUGUCAGGCAUUCUGGGAGCAGUGGUCACCUGGGUUAUCGAGCGAAGUGGCAAGGGCCUCCAAAUAGCCCACGUGGUUUCCAUGCCUGGUGAUGAGCUUGUUCAGGACAUCGUGCUGAAUGGCCCCAAUGGGUCCCUGCUGGCCCUGUGUGAGACUGUGGUGAGGGUCCUUGAGCGUCAAGGCCCGGGCCGUCUGGGAGAGACAAAGAAGUUCACUUCCACCAGCAGUGGCUCCUCCAUCACUUGCUGCUUCACCUGUUUUGAUCAAGGCUUUCUCUAUGCUGGAAACAAGGCUGGGGAAAUCCAAGCAUGGAACCUCAGCCGGGCCCACUUCCUCCACAGUUUCAAGGCCCAUUCCUCAUCAGUGAUAUGUAUCCGGAGCAGGGCAGAGGCCCACACCUUGCUAACAGCUGGCAGGGAAGGCUUAAUCAAGGAGUGGAACCUUACUUCAGGGAACCUGCUGCGGCGGCUAGAACUUGGUCAGGACUUGCAGCGGCUCCAGUUUAUUGAUAGCAUUACUUUCUUCUGCCAGACCACCCAUAGUUUUUCCUUGCGCCGUCUGCCCUGCUUCUACAGCCUCUUCAAUGUCUGUGGUUCUGCUCCCCUUCAGGUGCGUAGGGUCCACUGUGGAAAUAACUGGUACCGGAUCCUGUGCAUUACUGAGGAUGGCUUGUUGCGCUUUUUGUCCCCACAAACAGGGGAUCUCCUGAUUCUCACCUGGCCCUUCUCAAUGCUGGACCGGGCUGUGGAUUGGGCUUACGACCCAGAUAGACAGGAGCUCUUUGUGGCAACAGGCAGCUCAGAGGUGCUGGUAUUUGAUGCAACCCGCUGCCCUUGCCCAGCCAAGUAUCUUUUAUGCACUUCACCAGAUUCUCAGGACUUGGUACAAUGCCUGGCUUAUGGGCAUUUCCAACUGGGUCGGGGUCUAGAAGGACUGAUGUUCUCUGGGCACCGGAGUGGUGUGAUAAGAGUACUUUCCCAGCAUGGCUGUUCCCGAAUAGAGAAAUUCAUGCACUUUGGGGCUGUAUUGGCCCUCUCUACACUGUCAGGAGGGUUUUAUGGUAGCCGAGAAAACUCUUUGCUCUGUUCCUAUGGAAUGGAUGACUAUGUACACCUGUCAGAGGCUGUGCUUGAUGGGACUAGAGUAUGUCUGCAACCUCUCGCCUGCAUUCUUAGCAGCUGUCACCUAAAACACCUGAUACUCUUGCCCAAGUCUGUGGGUGCCAUCACGGAGACUAACUGCCUGCGGCUCUGGAAGUUCCAUGACAUUCUGUCCUCUGAAUCAAAGAAAGGCUCUAAGUUCAUACAGACAUUGCCUCUGCACCAGUGUGCCAUCACAUCCUUUGAUGUCUGCCUAUCCCUGAGUCUUUUCGUUACAGGUGGUGUUGAUGGUUCUGUCCGGAUCUGGGACUUCCAUGGUAGACUCAUAGCCAUGCUGGACUCAUCGUUGCACUUUGGCCCACUCUGCUUUGCAAAUGACCGGGGUGACCUGCUUGUGACUUUCAACCAGAGUCUUUAUCUGGUGUCCUGUUUAAAACUCCUUCCUUCAAGCAUGUUGGUUCAUCUUUCCUUUAUGAGCAUAACAGAUGAAGUGGUAGAAGUCCCUAAGCCUUUCACACCAAGUUUCUUCUUCUCCUUUGAGACCAUGUUUGUGCCCAAGUACGUCUACAUUGGACAAGGGCAACAGGAACUAGUGGGUCUGCAGAACCUUGACAAUAAGCGGGCCAUUGCCUUUGACCAUACUGUGCCACAUGUCAUAGAAGAUGAAGAGGAAGGGGGCCCCGUAUUUCUGUCUGCCCCUAAACAUCAUUCUUUGCAGGGGGAGGAAACUGACUUGAUGCAGGUGAGCAACCAACAGCACCAUCCCCAUUAUGUGGUUCCUCCCCAGCUACAGCUGACUGGCUGGGAUGGACUCCACCCCUAUCAGAUAUUGCGAUACUACCUUGGUCAUGGGCGAAAAUGGCUCUUUGCCCCUGAUGGCUACAUCCCCAAUUCAGUGAUUCGUGCCCGUCUUUGGCCAGAGGGCAGCCCAAUAUACCUACAGUGCAAUCUGCACUCACCCCAGCGAGAAUUGGAAUGGGACAAGACUCAGCAAUUCUUUUUCUGGCACAGUAGGUCAAGACCUAUAAGCCAUAUGGAAGAAUUUCCACAAGAGAAGGAGGAUGAAGACUUCAUAGGAAUGAGAAUGUCCAAGGACGUAACCUACAGUGUCUUUUCAAACAGGACAAACCGCAGUUGGCUGGGAAAAAAGAUGAGUGAAAUAAGUAUUAAUAGCCUGAUUGAGACAAUCCUCAAUAUUAUGAUCCAUGCUUCCCCAUUGAAGUUCCAAUACUGUAUUGGUGCACUAGGGCAAAUCUUUGCCUCUUAUCAAGUGUCUCCAGCCCUGCGCUCUGAGGCAGCCCAUCGCCUUCUGGAUGAUACAGCCAAUUCCAAUCCACAGAUCAGAGAACUAGCCUGGGAAGGUUUGAAGCGCCUAGGAAUGAUUACUCAUCUCUUUGCCGUGCCUCUAGCCCAGGGAUUGAUGGACAAGGACCAAAGGGUGAGGAAUAAGGCCCUAAGCCUCAUGGCUGAUACUGGAAUCCACUCUAAGACUUCACUCUUAGGCUUGAUCCAGAAUCGAGAAACUUUCCAGGAGAUACAGCAGGAAUUGAUCGGAGAGGAAACCCUGGACCAUCUGCUGGGGAUGCGGGCAACAGAUCUCCAAAUCCUUCAUACUCAAGUGCAUCAGCGACUGAACGAAAACUUGACCUUGUCACAUGGAGAUGAAAAGCCUUCUUUUUCUCUGCAUGUCUCAAGGACUUCUGAACUGAAGUCCCAUGAAGGGCAAUUUUUCACAGUUCCUGAAGAACCUGAAGUGGCCACCAAACCCAGCAAAGGCCAAAGACGGGGCCGAGCAGGGGGCAAAAAGCAUACCCGAAAAUUGUUGCGAAGUCUCAAGAAGAUAAAAGAGGGAGCCUCAAAACUGAUUAAAAUAGAGUCAGGUCCGUUAGAAGGUGAAAGUGAUCAGAGUGAAACAGCACCAAUUGAGGUGGAAGAAACAGCCAUCCACUCCAUAGAGUCUUCACCCCCAAGCAUGAUAAAGGCUUCAAAAGAGGCUGAACAACCUGUAGAGAAAGAUUCUUCAAAGGAUCAUAUUGUAUUGACCCUGAAGAUGCUGAGGAAAAUACGUGACAAAAACGGCAAGAAAAUUACAGCUCAGAAACCCAUUAAGAGGCACAAGAAGAAGAGAAAAGAAGCUGAAAUUGAGGUACUUAAGCCUCUUGUGGAGGAAAAACCAAUUAUGAAGAAAGUUAAGACCAGUGGGCGGGGUGCCUCUGGAGUGCCUGGCUACAAGGCUACCAUUGGAGAUGACACAUCAUGGCGAGAUGAUUUAUGUCGUCUCAUGACCCUGAGGAUCUCUGGUUCCCAAACAAAAAUGUCAGAAGCUCUAAGCACUGAGAUAGUAACCAUGGCUCAGGAGAUACUGGCAGAUCGACACCCCAGCUGGGAGCUCUUCCAGGAGAUCUGCCCUCUGUUGAGGAAGAAAAGCCAGGUUCUGCUUGAGGACCUUGAAUGGGAUAUAGCCUGGCCAGAGGAGAAACCAAUUUUUAUCCAUGAAGAAGCAAUUAGAGAGGACGUGAUAAUCAGAGACAUGCAAGAAGAGAUAUCAGAGAGUCAAGAGCAAGUGCUUGAGGAAGUCAGGGAUAUGCAAAAGUUGGAGGAAACUCAGAUGAUUACAAAAAAAGGCAAGAAAAAGAAAGUUAUUUUUUUGGAACCAGGUGACCUAAUGAAAGGAAAACGAAUAUCAAGGAAAGAGGAGAAGAAAUUCCCUAAGAAGUCAUCUAAGCAAGAGAAGAGAGCAGCCCAGCAGGAAGUAAAAGUAGAUAAAAAACAGAGAGAAAUGACCCAAAAAGAGAGGGACAUGAGUGAGGAAGUGAGAGAAAUGGUAGAAAUAGAGGAGGAAGUCAUUGGCCAAGAAGAAAGACCAGUUAUAGUUGACAGGAAGCUGACCUGGCAGAAGUGGAAGAAAUCCUGGGAUCAGUGGGAACAGACCCAAAAUGAGACAAAGAUAUCCUGGGAUGAAUGGAAGCAAGCCUGGGACAGGUGGUGUCAUCAACAUGGGGUUGAAGAGGAUCUCUUUCCAGAUGAAGAGAAGCUGGAUGCGGACAAGAGGAAGCUGAGAUGGGAUGAGUGGGGACAGAUCUUGGAAAAGAGUUUGUUUGCCAGGGCCCAGGAACAACUUUCCGAGGAUGAGGAAGAAUUGGCCCUGGAAGACGAAUUACCUCAGGAAUGGGAAGAAGAAGAGCCAGUCACAGAAGAGCAGAGACAUAUCCAAGAAGAACAGAAACAGGCCUGGGUAAAGAAGAAACGAGCCCAAGAUGAAAGAAAACGAGCCAAAGAAGAGAAGAAACUGGCACAAGAAGAAGAGAAACUAGCACAAGAAGAGAGAAAACUGGCCCAAGAAGAAAAAAAGUUGGCCCGAGAAUAUGGGAAAAUGGCCAAAGGACAGGGGGAAAUGGCUCAGGCAGAGAGGAAACUUGCCCAGAAAGAGGAAAAACUGGCCCAAAGAGAGGAGAACUUAAGCCAGGAAGCAGAGCAGUUGGCCCAGAAAAGAAUGAAACUGGCCAAUAAAUGGGAGAAACUGGCCAGAGAAGAAGAGAAACUAGCAAAGAAAGGGGGAAAACUGGCUGAGGUAAAAAUGAGACUGGUUCAGGAAGUGGAAAAAUUGGCCCAAAAGGAGGAAAAUCUGGCAGAGAAAGAAAAUGAGCUGGCCCAGGAAUUGGAGGAACUAGCUCAGGAAGAGGAUGAACUGACCUGGAAAGAAGAACUGAAUCAGGAAGAUAAGAAACUGGCUGAGGAAAAGGAGGAACUGACUCAGGAAGAGAAGAGACUGAUCUGGCAAGAGGAAGAACUGGAUGAGGAAGAGAAAAAACUGGCUGAAGAAGAAGAGCUGCUGAUCCAGGAAGAGAAGAAACUGGCCCAGGACAAGGUAAAGACACCCGAGGAACAGAAAAGACUGUCUCAGAAAAGGAAGCAGCUGACCGAGAACAAGGAGAAACUGUUUCAGGAAAGGGAAAAAAUGUUCCAGGACCAGGAGAAACUCAUGAAGAACAAGAAGAUACUAUCUCAGAAGGAGGCAAUUCUGGUUCAGGAAAAGGAGAAUUUGGCUCAGAGGAAGAAAAGUUUGGCUCGCAGGAAAGAGACCUUCCUCCAGAACAAAGAAAAAAUCACCCAGAACAAAGAUAAAUUAGUCCACUUAAAGAAGAGCCUGGACAAGUACAAGGAGAAACUGAUUCUGAUAGAGGAGAGACUGAUACAGGAAAAGGAGAUACUUACACAGAAGAAGGAGAAAGUAACUUACGUAGAGAAGAAAGUGGCCCAAGCAGAGGAAAUUCUCUCUGAGAAACAGGAGAAACUGACCCAGGAAAAAAUGAAACUAACUAUGGAGAAGAGGACAGUGUUUCAAGAAAAGAAACUACUCAAAGAUGAGUGGGAUAUUGCUAAGGAAGAAAUAACAUUGAGCAUGGAAAUGAUGAAACUGGCCAAAGAGAAGAAGAGACUGGCUGAGGAAAAGGAAAUUCUCUUCAAGGGAGAAACUCAAGAAACCUCCAAACAGAGAAGCCUGACUGAGGAGGAACUAGAAAUACUUAGGAAGAAGUUGUUCCUGGAGGAGAAGAUACUGACGUAUGAAGAUAGGAUAUUGGCCACAGAGGACAGGGACGUUGCCAAAAGAAAUUUGGAAUUUGCUAGAGGGGAGAGAAUAUACGCCCAAGAAGAAAGGAAGUUAGCCAAAACAAUAAGGAAAUUGGCUAAGCAAAAGAGGCGCACUUCCGGGGAACCAUCAGAACAGAGCAAAAUCUUAAACGUACUUCAAAAACUAAUCAAAGAAGAAAGAGAACUAACCCAGGAAGAAAUAGCGAUGACAAAGAUAAAGAGGUCACUCUUCGUUAAGGAGAGGAACUUAAGCAAAGAACAGAGUAAACUUGAUAGUAAAGAAUGGGAUUUUUCUGAGGAACAAUUAGAAAUGACCAAAGAAGAGAAAAAACUGGCUCAGAAGCAGAGAAAACUGGCCAAGGAACUGAGACGUUUGACAAAGAAAGAGAAAAAAGCAACUGAGAAAGAAAGCCAGUUGGCCAGGGAAGAGAGAGAAGUCAUACAGGAAGAGGAGGGAGCAGUAGAGGAAGAAAAAGUAAUCCCAUUCCCUAAAACAAGGUGGAGAAAGAGAAAACAGCAAAAGAAAGUUAAGGAUAUACCAAAGGAAGAGUUUCCCAUUCAAGUGGAUGAGGUGGAAAGUGAAGAAAGAUUUUUUAAAGAAAUGGAAAGCCUGUUAGAUGAAGUAGAGCAUGAGAGCUUGUCUGAGGAGGAGGAAGAGAAAAGCAAAAGUGAUGAAGAGAAAGAGGAGGAGGAGGAGGAGGAAGAGGAGAAGGAGGAGGAGGGAGAAGUAGAGGAAAGCGUGAGUGAGGAGGAGGUGGAAAGUUUGAGUGAGGAAGUGGAAAGUUUGAGUGAGGAGGAAGAGGAGAGAAGCUCAUUUGAAGAAGAGGUGGUUAGGGAAAAAGAGAUCUUAAAAAAAGAAAAGAAACUAUUUAAGUUGAAAGAAGAAAGAAGAGAAGGCCUAAGAGGAAAGGAAGCAGUUCCUUCUGUUGGAAAAGGAGUCCCUCAGGUCAAAGGCAGUGCUAUCAAACUGGGAGUCCUAAAAAAAAUCCCCUCCAAGAGACUAAUCUCAAUAGCUCUGGGGAGGGAAGAGAAGGUACCAGUACCACUGUCAAAACAAAUAUCCUGGGAAGUUGAAAAGCCCACAGUACUUGAAACACCCAGUAGAGUCUCAGAGACACAGUGUAUGGAUAAACAAAAAGAAUUGGAGCGAUCGAAGCCCAUACCUCUACAAGUUUUGGGUACAGUUUUGGAGUCCAAAGAGCAGGACUUAAAGACCACAGCCAUGUCCCACAUAUUUGGGGAAACCACGGAAGCUCAGAAACUCCAAUACGAUCCACGAGGUGCCAGGUGGAAGUGGUUUUUGCAACGUCAUAGAUCUCUAGUGGGGCAGACUGAUAUACGCUUACCUGUCCCCCAAAUCCUAGGUAAAGAACAAUAUCCAGAGGUAAGUCUCUCAGAUGUAGAGUGGAUCCAUCAUGUUCUAGAACGGAUGGAAGCAGGAGAGCAGCUUUCCAGGGAGAGUUUCCACAGACUGUGCCAGCUCCUCAAAGACCUCACCUCAAAGGGAAACUUAGAGUGGAUGCAUCUGGCCAAACUUCAAACCAUCGUGUACCGUCACAAGCAGGCCCUGCAAUCAAGAGGCACAGGUAUCCCAAAACCCAGUAGGGAUAUCAUGAGUCCAAAACACCUGAAAGUGAUCCCUCCUAUAAAAAGAAAGGAAGCAAAGGGCUGGCUAAAACCUUUGGCUGUUCCCAGACCAAAGUCUCCAUUAGCUACCAAGAGGAUUCCAGAUCCAAAGACUACAGACUGGCAUCUUUUAGGAGAGCCUUGUAGAAGUGGGCAGGCACAGCAGAUAUCCAGUGCUCUCAGGGAGAUGGAGGUGCAACAUAUUUAUCCUGCCACAAGAGACAUUUUCACAGGUGCCCAAGCCUAUGUGGACAAACAAACCCAACCACUGAUAUUUCAAAAGGAUUUCUGGACUUUAAAGGGCAAGAGCAGGUUUCCCAAAUUGCCCAAGUUGGAGAAGAAGGCACAGCCCAUCACUAAAAAAAGGGAAGAGGUGCCUAGAUGGGAGACAUUUGUGGCCCUGUACCAUGUCUUGAGGAUGUUGCAGCAGCAAUAUGCAAAAGACAGCAUUGCUUGGAUGGAACAUUUCUACCAACUCAUGGACCUGUACCAACUUAAGUCCCCCCGAAUCCAGAGGCUACUACAGGAGCUACUACUAAGAGAGGAGCCCCAUCCCCAAGCAGUCAUCUACAAAGAGGCCCUAAAGGCAGUGGAGCUAGUUCCUGGGGAGCGGUUGCUCUACUGCCUGUUUUGUGGUGGUUCUCACACUCCUGGAGGUCCUCUUAAGUUCCAGGCGGUAGUGUCACUCCCGGGGCGGAGCAAUGUACGCACCAUCCUUCCCAUGGGCAUUGCCCAGUAUGGGCUUUUAGAACUUGCCUGGAAGAGCCUACCCCAAGCUGAUAGUCACCUCACCAAGGAAUUGCCUCACGUUGUCACUCCCACCCUCUAA
This is a messenger RNA of Trichechus manatus latirostris (Florida manatee), 8784 nucleotides long. RefSeq names its product WD repeat domain 87 (gene WDR87). The transcript has 6 exons. Lineage: Eukaryota; Metazoa; Chordata; Mammalia; Sirenia; Trichechidae. Gene Ontology annotation, molecular function: protein binding. The record is from RefSeq and is a predicted model, not a curated record. Bases 145 to 8784 code for a protein of 2879 amino acids.